Funneliformis caledonium is the source of this 527-nucleotide messenger RNA. The record is from the annotation of a GenBank genome assembly. NCBI's taxonomy places the organism in Eukaryota, Fungi, Glomeromycota, Glomeromycetes, Glomerales, Glomeraceae.
CAAUUUGUCGAAAUCAUUUUAAAUCAAAGUAUGCAUGGAAUGCUGAUCGCAACAAAAAUGAUUCAUCUGUCACGUUAGCUCGUCUUAGAUCAAAUUAUUGGGAACGCCUUAAUAAUGUCCUUGUCUUUAAAGGAGAAGAAAUGCCAACAAAUGAUGGCUUAGAAGCAGCAAAAUUGGAACUUUGUCAAAAGAUGAAAGCUUGGAAUCGUUGUCUUUAUGGUGAUCUUAAGUAUAUUUUUGCAUAUGCAGCAGGAGGUUCCUAUUUACAAUUUUAUGUAAUUGAUCCAUCCUUUAAUCUUUAUAUUAUUUCGGAUAUUUAUGAUUUAAAAAACUUGAGGGAUCGGGUUAAGGUUCUUAUUAAUAUUUUCAACAUCCAUCGUAUUAUACGUUCUAUGGAACCAUUAUUACCCAAUGCAACUGUGCCAGUUUGGUCACACUUUAAGAGAACCAAUAUAACCGUAUUAACAAAUAUAUACGAAAAUACAAGGAAUAUUCAAAGUCUUAUACAUGCUGUUAAAGGCCCGUCG